AUGUACAGCGCUCGUGGCCACCUGGAGUCCCCGGCCCCUUGCGUGGGCACACUUUUUGCGCCCGCAUUAUUGACAGGCUGGACCCGUUUCGGCCUGUCCAGGGCGUUUUCUUCAUUUAACAAGUCCUCCCGCACCCGUGUCGUGGCAGGCUUCCCCGAAGCGGGCAUUCUUGAGACCGUCUUGUCGGCCCAGAACGGCUCCAGUGGCAGUAAUGAAUAUCGACGACCACCGAAGUGGGGAAGCCGUGGUGGUCGCGCCGACCACUCCUGGCUCUGGGAACUCAACCCGGUUUCCCCCAAGGGUCAGGCGAUGAGUGAUUAA
Messenger RNA from Aspergillus welwitschiae, 321 nucleotides. RefSeq lists its product as uncharacterized. Bases 1 to 321 code for a protein of 106 amino acids. Lineage: Eukaryota; Fungi; Ascomycota; Eurotiomycetes; Eurotiales; Aspergillaceae. The record is from RefSeq and is a predicted model, not a curated record. The transcript is spliced from 2 exons.